Messenger RNA from Macrobrachium nipponense, 4481 nucleotides. RefSeq names its product protein phosphatase PTC7 homolog. Lineage: Eukaryota; Metazoa; Arthropoda; Malacostraca; Decapoda; Palaemonidae. Gene Ontology annotation, molecular function: protein serine/threonine phosphatase activity. Gene Ontology annotation, biological process: protein dephosphorylation. The record is from RefSeq and is a predicted model, not a curated record. The transcript is spliced from 4 exons. Bases 28 to 690 code for a protein of 220 amino acids. Gene Ontology annotation, cellular component: mitochondrion.
CAGGAGGGUGGCCGACGGCGUGGGCGGAUGGCGUGCCUGGGGGAUCGAUCCCGGCGAAUUCUCCCACUCUCUAAUGAGAGUCAGCGAGCGAUUGUGCUGACGGGGAGCUACAACCCCUCGCAGCCUGCCGCCAUUAUCGCUAGGGCAUAUUACGAACUGCUGGAGAACAAGAGUCAUAUACUGGGUAGCAGCACAGCAUGCGUUGUCGUGUUGUCUGGUGAUGCAGGUCAUCUGUAUUCGGCGAACAUUGGGGAUUCCGGGUUCUUGGUCAUGCGCAAUGGCUCUGUUGUGCAUCGGUCACAAGAGCAGCAGCAUUACUUCAACACGCCUUUUCAACUCUCUCUACCUCCGCCGGGCACUGGAGCUCAGGUCUUGAGUGAUGGACCUGAGAGUGCAGAGACCCGAGAGUUCCUAGUGAAAGAGGGAGACAUGUUGAUGGUUGCCACCGAUGGAGUGUUUGAUAACUUACCCGAUUCGAUGAUUCUCAAGGAAAUGGCGAAAGUACAGGGCUCAACUGAUCUAUUAUUGCUUCAGCAAGCGGCGAAUUCUAUUGCACAGCAAGCGAGAAAAUUAGCUUUUGAUGAGGAAUAUAUGUCACCGUUUGCACGUAAUGCACGGGAAAAUGGUAUUAAUGCAAUAGGUGGCAAACCAGACGACAUAACGGUAGUAUUAGCAACGAUAACGGUGUAGAGUCAGUGGGGCCCCAGAAACAUAUUGUAAUUUAAGGCAGCAUCACAAAACUUAUUUUGGAUCUCCACCAGUGAGUGCACACCGUCACAACAGAUAGUUAAAUCAGCACAACAGUAUUAAAUUUACAUAAAUUACAGUACAGGAUUUAUUUUCUUUUUUUUGCCAGGUAAGAACGUUUAUAGUGAAGCCAUCCUUAUGUCUUUAAUAUAUUGUAUCUCUUUCUUUUAUUCAGAAAUAAUACUUGUAGUUUGUAAGGCAUAGGAACCAUUCGUAUGGAUGCUUCUUAUGACUUACAGAAAUUAGCUACUACUGUAAGCAGGUACCAAACCGAACGUUACUGCUGAUUACUUUUAUCUUUUUUUACAACAGUAUUUCACUGUGCAACAAAUAGCACUGAAGCCACAGUAGAAACCUGAAACAAACUUGAUAAUCAAAACAAAAAUCUCAGAUAUCUGCUGUGACUUUAGCACUGUUCUUAGAAAUGAUAUAGUACACAGUACAUAUAGAUGAAAAGCUUUCGAGAACGGUAUGUUUGAAAAUACAGCCACUUUUUGAUUUUCACAAGGUUUGCUUGUUUGUUAGGCUCCUGUCAAUUGUAAUUCGAAUUUAAAGUUUUCCACAUAGGUUUUGUGUUCUGUUGAUUAUGUACAAUGGCAGCAUGUAGGCAUUUCUUGGAACACACCACCAGAAGAAGUUUUUAGCAUAAGGUUCUAUCUUUCAUGUUGAGCUUAAUGCUUAAGCAAGUAUCACCUCAGUAAUCUAGAAUUGGUGGAUAAUAGUUAUCCAAGGUUUUGCAAAGUAGGAUUUUUAUCAAGUAUAUUUCCCUUAAUAUAUACUUAAUGUAAUUUUAUGUAUAGUAUGCAUUGUACUACAAAAAAAAUUUUCAGUGUCUACCCCUAACCAUUUGUCUUUAUUCAAUUAUACAUUUUUUAUGCCUUUUAAUUGUUCAAAUUACUGUUGUCACUUCUUUUGUUUUGAAUUUUGUGACAACUAGCAUAUCCUUGAAACAUCCUCAAUUCCAAAUUCCAUCUUAAAAGUGAACUUCCUGACAUACUAUUAUAUUCUCUGUAGCUCUAAAGUCAUCUGAAUCUAUACAUUCGUUACAUUCUGUGGAAGCAAUUUCAGUGUUUGGUAAUGUCACUUUUCAUAGAAGUGAUUGACUUGAUGUAAUGAUGGUGUGAAUGUUGGCCAAGGCAUUGUAAGGGGUGGCUAGUGUUUAGACAAUGUUCUGGUUCCUGUUAACUACAGCUAAUUGUCAUGGAAAAGAACUUCAUUCCAAUGGGAGACAUAACCAAGCUAAUAUGGCUUUUUAAUUUCAAAGGUUCUGGAAACUUUUAUGAUUGAUAGUUUUACUAGCUUUCUUAAAAAUACCAAAACUUGUGAACUUUGGAAGUGGCUGUACUAGUUCUUUCAUUCACUCACCACAAUUUUCUUUUUUGGGUGUUAGUCAAGUUGCGGAAAAAUUACUUUAGAGAAAACUAUUUAUACUUAGCUUAUUCUUCUCCAAAAAUUCCUAGAUGACAGUGGUUAACACAUUCCAUAUCCUUCCCCCCCAACCCCCCUCCAUCCCCUUAAGCAGUUAUUUCAUUUUUGUAUUUCACUAUCUUUGGGAAUUGAAUUUGAAAAACAAGUAUACACUGUAAAUGCCAUUAUUCUAAGGUAUGAUGUCGUACCAUCCCGAUGAAGUAUGAUACAAUACAGGCGCCUUUCCUACAAAGACUGCGAUUUGGCCAGUUUUGGUUCUACCUUAGAGUAUCAUAUUUCCUCCUACAGUUCAGUAUUUCCUAUGAGCCUUAAUAUGUCCCUAAUACUAGGACUGCCUCAUUGUUAAAAAUACACUUGGAAAAUUAUUGUAAACAGGAUAGCUUUUCAAUGUUGAUAAUAACUUUUCCGUAGGUUACUUUUUCUUUGUUACCAUAAACAAUAAUUUCAUGGUUGUUACACCUAUUAGAUAAUGGUUGUUUUUAUAUUUAUUUUUGGUUUUUUGUGAAAAUCUUAAUGUUGCUCAGGCUUCAAUGGUGUUUGAGUGUGGAAGUCAUCAAUAUGUGGAUUUUCAUCCCUAUCUUAAUACUAAUCUAGUCAAAUAGACCCAUUCAACUUGGGAGUUGCUGGAUUUUGUUUUGCUGGUAUAAAUGUUGUAUGUGAGGUUGUUUAAAAGAGAUUCUUUAAAGACUGGACUUGGUGAGAGGGUUUCCUUUGUUAAAAAAAACUUAAAUAAUUACUUCAGAACCUGGGCAGGCUCCCCUUGACUUUAAGAAAACUUAAUUAUUUUCCCCCUUGCCUUGGAAUAUUUCAAAUUAUACCUAGCACAUACUGCAUUUUGUGUUAGAUUUCUGGGGUCCCAAAUGUUAAGAAACAAUAAAUGGUAGUAAUGAGAUUCCGUCUCACUUAGGAACGUAGUAACUUUAGUCUAGGUAGUUAUUGUUAUCACUGGUUAUGGUCAUAAAAACUGAAGUAUUUGUCGUUUAACUCCUGUACUUUCCAGUUGAUUGAAAAAAAAAUUGAUAAAUGAAAAUAAGACACACCAGGUUAUUUGCAAUCAUCAAUAACUGAGAAGGAACUACAAUAUGCAUCAAAUGGUAUGCUACUCUAAUUCAUGAUUAGGGUCUCUCAAGUCAUAUUUUUUUAGAUUUUGUUUUAUAGUUGAUAAAUUCUAGGAGAAUUAGAUGUAGACUCUAAUUAUGGCUUAUUUGUGCUAUACUCGCAUACUUUCACACGAAGUAUGUGGAACUGAUAAUGAAGCAACGUUGGAGAUGGAUGAGUUAGUCGAUUUUUAUUUAAUUGCAUUAGUCUUAAUUUCAGGUAGUAACUUAACAUCAGUAAUAAUUUUCAGAGUCUCUAUGGAUACUGAUGAUGUUAAAGAAUAAACAUGUAUUUGCAUGUUUGUACAAUAGAUGAUAAAUGUAUAUCUUGCUUGAAAUUUUCAGGUGGUCACUUCCUGGUGUAUUAUUAUAUUUGGCUUAGUGUUGUUAGCUGUUAAGGGCUCUAUAUAUUCAACAUUUCUACAUAGGUAUGUUUGCUUACAUACAGCAAGAUAUUUUUGUAAAGUUGAAUAGAGAAAUACUUGAAUAAUUCAUGACUUCAUUGGAACAGUUGAAUGAUGCACAAAAUGUGUGACAAUAUGCACCAUCUAUACAUAAAGUUUUAGUGUUUACUUAAGAAGGUUCUUUUUAGAAUAUAUUAUUUGUACAAAGCUAUUUGAUGUCUGUUAUCACACAUUUUGCACACCUGGACUGUUUUUUAUCUAAGCUGUAUUUUUGUGAUAAUUUUGUCAUGCCUCAUUAUUCUUACGUGUAGGAAGGAGUGCAUGAAAGAACUCUGAAAUUUCUGCUCUGUGCUCAAGAUUGUCAAAGGUUAUCACAAGAACACAGCUUUGGUGUCUGUGAUGCUUUUCCUUUUGUUUUCAUUUUGCCAUAUAUCAAUUAUGUAGAUGUUGAGUCAAAGAAGCCGUACGCUCACCACUAAGAUAAUGGGAGUGGCACUGAAAAAAAGGAAGGAUUUUUUUUUUCAACAAGAUCAUUAAUGUCAAAAUUUCAAAACAGUAUUUUCUUUGAAAGAAGGUUUUAGUGAAGAGAAAUAUAGAUGCACAGUGAUCCUCUUCUAGAUAAGCAAAUGAUUACCUGUAAUGAAUUAAAAGUAUUUCAAGUCAAGAACAGUCCAUACUAUUAUGUCAUACUCAUUGUUGUGAAGAGAUCUGUGAAACGGUGGAGUCAUUGUUUAUGAUGUUGCUGAAGACAAUGCAAUAUAUUGUGUACUAUACUUGUAUUAUAUUAAUACAUUAUAAGAAGGAA